AGUCUUCUUGCGUCUUUCGGGCACGACGCCAAUGUGUCUCUAUUUCCUCUGCGGGGACGACUUCUAAUUACAUCAGUACUUGAGAGUGUAGUGGGUGCAGAAGCAGGAGCAGGAGCGAAGCUGCGGGAGUGGGAGCAGUGCGAUUAUGAAGCCAGUGGAGAAACGAAUGCAGUAAAGCAUAAACAACCAUCUACACUGCAGUGACUUCCGCGCGGUGGAAAACGGAAAGCGAUUACUACUUCCGGUCUGGAUGGUGUAAUCGUUAACAGACGGAUGCUGCAUCUAGGAAGAGGAUGUGUGGUUAACAAAACGUCAACAAAGUGUGUAUAGUGGUGAACCUGUGGGGCCGAGCAAGAGAAAAAUCAAUCAUAGGGCGUUGUAUUGCCAGCAAACAAUGCUCGCGAAUGGAAAUUGUCGGAAGCUGUCGUUGAAUUACUGAAGUGAAAUUGAAUCUGUGUUGUGAUACAAUGUACAGUUUAAUUUGAUGCCCAAGUUGAUACAUCAAAUUGAUUGGUGUGGAAUUCUCAUGGUAAGGGGGUGCCAUGGUGAGAGAGAGUGAGAGAAUUAUGUCUUAUAGAAGGAAGAAAACUCCUUCCUUGAGUUCAGAAUCUUGAUUGGGAUAUGGUUUGAGAACGGAAACCCGAAGCACUACGGAUUGAAGGAAAAUCGAAUAAGCCACGGUUGAAAAAACUAAUGACAUAUAAGUGCCCUCUUUCAAGACACCGGAUCCCGAGAAGCAGAGUGAAGGCGCUAGAAGAAGCUUAGCAUCUUGUCGGUGAAAGAUAUUGAUUGCCCCUUUCCAGCUGAGACAGUCGCUCUUCAGCAGUGUGAAUAUCCCUCGAUGGUGGUGUGGUUUGGUGUUAGAUAUGUCCUAUCUGUGUUGGCUAUAUUGGUGAUAUCAAUAAGAUAAAAUCGUGAAAAAUCGCAUCACGCCAAGGCGAAGGCGCCAACGACGACGACGAUCGCAAAGUAUCUUGUGUGACGAAGUGAGAUUAGUUGCCAUCCAAGUGGAAAGUUCAACAAAAGUGUGGGAUUACAGCGCAUUAGUAACGGAUUAUAUCGAAAACGAAAAUCAAACAAUGUGUUGUAGGAUUACCGAGCAGCUUCAAUUAAUGGAAUUGGACGUUUUGUAAAUGAUAUACAACGUUGGAAAACAAGCAUAAAUAGAUUUAUGAAUCAGAGAUAGUUUGCAACCAUCAAUGCCAACGACGGCAAAGUACGCCUGGACGACCCGGCGACCAUAGCAAAUCAUGAAAUGCUACAACAACCCAGCACGACGUCAAACUCGACAUCCUCGUGAGCAACACCAGAAGCACCUUGGAUUUGCAUUUUCUUCUGCUUCUGCCAACGACACCGUUAUCAUCAACGGACACGGCAGGCGUUGCUCGUUAUCACAGCGAUAAAAAAACGGCCCCUCCAGCUUGACAUCUGUAGCGAUACAAAGACCAGGCAGGACAAUCGCAGACUACGGAACAGGAAUAAGGGCGGGAAUAUGCCGAGUCAAAGAUUAUGACUUUGCCCGUGAGUUGAUGUUCAUCCAAUUCGCGUGACUCGGUUGAUGAAGAUUUGCUUCCGCGCUAACAGAACAAUCCAAAAGUGUUGGACUCGACACAGAACGAAAAAAAAGAACCCAGAGUGCAACCGUUGGAAAUUAAGUGCAGAUAGUUGUCAUCUGGUCCCGGUGGCAACGAAAACGACGGAAAGUCUGGCAAUUGUGGUACGUGGUUGGUUGGUCGUUCGUGUCUACGUGGAAUGAAAAUGAAAGACAAAUAAGCUUGGCACCUUGGGUCAACGCGGCGAGGAUGUAUGACCGAGGAAACCAGAAACCAGAUGAAGGGAAAUUAAAAAGCUGGUUUCUCUGGUGACAUCGGGUUUCGGUACACUCGCUGACUGUGGUGCCAGAUGUGAAGUGGCGACUGGCGACAAAAUUUAUACAUUAGUGUUUUAUUUUUUCGAGCCGCCCUGGGACGACACGCCUAACGGAAGGAGCAUCCACCACUCCAUAAUGAAACCGGGAACACGGAAGACUUGCAUGACUAACGACGCUCAUGCAAUGGAAGGGAAAUAGCGAAGCAAAAAAACGUCAGAUUUGCUCCCCAGUGAAGACAGACAGUGAAUUGAAAGCGACGGUUGCAAAAAAGUGAAAAAUGCAAAAAAAUCACAAUUUCCUCGUCAGAGUGAAUUGGAAUGGAAGAAAAACUUUGUUAUUAGCGAGUCAGAGUAUAAAAAAUUAAUUCAAAUUUUCCUUACAAGAAAUUUCUAUUUUCCGUUGGUUUCCGUCGGCGGCAAGGAGUAACAAAAAAAGUGGAUCGAUUUGGUUUCCACAGUGAAAAGUGUUAUUCAAUCACGACAAAAACGAUUGCGACGAUGGGCGGCACACAGAAGGCAAAAUAAAUCAUUGGAAUCAAGUGAAAAAUGAGAAACUCAAUUAGUGACUCGUUAACAAACCUCAGGAAGAAACGUUGAAAACGGUACACGGUGUACUCGAUUGAAGACAAGUGUAGCAGGAAAGUAAGGGAAAAAUGUGGCUUAAUUUAGUGAUUCUGGGCUCAGUGUUAAACAUGUUGCGCCAGGUGAACGGUUGUCCGACUGAUGUCUGUGUUUGCAAGUGGAAGGGUGGUAAACAGACGGUUGAGUGCGGUGGGAAACUGCUCCCAAGGAUACCGGAGGAAAUGGACCCUGGAACGCAGGUUCUGAACUUCUCCGGCAAUUCACUGACGGUGCUUCAAAACGAGCGAUUCAAGAAGUUGGAUUUGAUCAAUCUGCAGAAAAUCUAUUUGGCUAGAAACCAGCUUAUGCGGAUACAUGAAAAGGCUUUCAAGGGGCUAACUAACUUGGUAGAGUUAGACUUAUCCGAGAAUUCGCUAACCGCGGUACCGACGGACACCUUCUCCGAUUAUCCAGCCUUGAUGCGGUUAUCACUGAGUGGAAACCCUAUCCGAACGCUACAAACCAAUGCCUUCAAGCAUCUAUCGUAUCUUACCACAUUAGAGUUGAGCAAUUGUCAAAUCGAGCUAAUAGAAGACGAAGCUUUCAUCGGAAUGGACAAUCUGGAGUGGCUACGGCUGGACGGUAAUCGGAUAACAACCAUACAAGGAAAUCAUGUUCUUCCGGAGAACCUACAUGGUAUCAAUCUACAAGCCAAUCGAUGGCAAUGUGACUGUCGUCUACUGGAUAUUCACACGUGGCUGAACAGCUUCAAUGUUCCACAACGACAAGAAGAGCCCAAAUGCUCAGGCCCAUUACGCUUGGCGGGUCAAGUAAUAAAGACAAUUCCGCAGGAAGACCUAGCUUGUUUGCCCAUCAUCACACCAGACUCAUUGUAUCGUGAGAUAUCGGAAGGACGAAACAUGAGCCUCACUUGCAAAAUAUCCGCCAUCCCUGAGGCCUCCGUAUCGUGGUGGUUUCAGGGUCAACUAUUACAGAACGAUAGUCUAUUGGCUAGCAACCUUCACCUCUAUCAUUACAAUGAAGACUCCGGCGAGGAGAAGCGAAGUGAACUGAUGAUAUACAACAUCAGCCCUGAAGAUAAUGGAACGUUCUCUUGUAUAGCGGAAAAUUCCGCUGGACGUGUACAAGCCAACUACACGCUGCACGUCAUAGUCAAAGAAGAGCCUGUAGUUGAAGAGGUUUCCUUUUCCCAGGAGCACUUUUUGAUAAUCGUUGGAGCCAGUGCGGCUACCGGGUUUCUAUUCUUUCUAACACUUUGUAUCAUCAUCUGUAAAUGUAGUAAACGUAGCAGCAAACGUACCUCGAAUAUGAAAUCUCGUGGAAAACCAGGGUCCGAUACAAAUCCCAACAGCCAAAAAUGCUCAUCUAUCACCAACGAUAUUGGCGAAUCGUUGACCUGCGCAAAAAUAAACGGAACUGUUGCCAUCAGUGAGAGCAACCCACAGGACGUAGUUUUAUACCUUAAUACGGGGGGAAACCUGGAAAAAGCUGGAUUAAGCAAUCUACAGCUAGGAGGACAAGCUCAAUUCUGUAGUCCACCAUCGGCUCGAAGCUAUCAAGAUCAAAACCCGGAUCUAAUCAACGAUGCGGAAAGUGGAAACAAAAUCCGAUCUAGAGCGGAUGCAAUUGACUCCGACGCUGGUGAAAAGGACUCUGACGAGCAAAGCAGUAUUCAGGACGCCAGCAGCGAAGCCAGCUAUCAGCAAAGCUACUUCCAAACGCCCAUGGGUAUCCGACCGAUCGCACCUAGAAUCUCCGCACUUUCAACACUGCCACGAGGAAUCAAUAAGGAUAUGUACCAACAUCAAGUGGACAUACACCUCAGCCCAGGUUGCUUCCUCGAUCAAAACGGCUAUCCCGUCGAUUUGAACAUGAUGGCACAGGGAGGUCCUACUGUAAACUACUAUCGAACACUACCGCACAACCGAGGUCAGAAGGGGCAACAGAACAAAAUCCGCUACUCGAACGACGCCGAGUUCAUCACGCGAACGUCACAAACCUAUCAGCUUUACGGCGCCCCUCCGGACGUACGAUACACGGCCGAAGGUUAUCCCCAGCAGCCGGCGAUUGGCGACGCGACCGGUACCAGUCAAUUUCCAUCGCCUCCGGAGGGCUACAAAGGCGAACCGAUCACCGCUUCGGGAGUGCCACCGCUAGCUUACAUGAACCCACCGGUCGCAUUCUGUGUAGGUCCUUCAACGCCUCAGCAGUGGCCAUCGUUCCUACCGGGCUAUCAUCCCCAUCAGCUAAUAUCAAUGGCGGCCGGUCAGGCAGGCAACGAGUUGAACCGAUAUUUACCUCCACCUGGAAUUGCCGGCGCCCCCGGAAGCAGUAGUCCUUCGGCGCCACCACCAGUCCUGAAGAAAUGCGUCGGUGCUCAAACCGGGGACAUGACCCUGGACAAAGACACCAUUCCGGAGCAGCGGGAAGAAGAGGAGGAAGCCGAACACGAAAACGGCUCGAAGCUGAGGCAUUUAACGGGUCCCUUGGCGGACAGCCCGGACGAGGGCUACGUCGGCGAAGGUCACGAAUCGACGGACAUUUGACAGAAGAUGAAACCUCCGAUUCUGGAGAAAUCCCCCCACGUGCUACACGCUUCCACUACGAUGCAGCUGGAAUCGGACGAUGUACCUUUAUAAUAAGGGGGAAUGAGGUGCGUGACUGGGAUUUGCGUGCGUCGUAUGAUUGCCGGCCGAUAGGAGUGAGAGUAUUUUUGUAAGUGCGAUAUUUUUAACGGAAAAAUCCAAAGCUGAGAGAGAGAAAAAACGAAUGUUGACUGUGUUGAAGGGUUUUGAUGGUUUUGUUGGGAGAGUUGUAAUUGAGAAAAGGGUAAACUUUAAAUCAUAAAUGAUAACCACAACGUAAAGUUAAUGCUAUUUUACUCGUCAAAGUGCAUAGACGGAUUUUACGCCAACUCGACAAAGGGAUUGGCAGCACCCCUUCAGAAUUCAAUGAAACAUUCUGGGUGUGAAGACU
Molecule: messenger RNA, 5427 nt
Organism: Aedes aegypti (yellow fever mosquito)
Lineage: Eukaryota; Metazoa; Arthropoda; Insecta; Diptera; Culicidae
Gene: kek2
Exons: 2
Coding region: 2523-4997 (824 amino acids)
Molecular function (GO): protein binding
Source: RefSeq, a predicted model, not a curated record